AUGACAGCCCAGUCUUCAAAGACAGUGCUGUCCCUGGACUCUGAGGCAGUGCGCUCACUCAAAGAUGGCAUCAACUUUAAGAAGAGCCCAGAUGAUGGCAAGUGCUACAUCAUAUACAAAGAAAAUGGAGAGCUGAAGGCCUGCAAGAACCAAUGCAAACACCAAGGAGGCCUGUUCAUCAAAGACAUUGAGGACUUAGAUGGAAGGACGGUCCGAUGUACAAAACACUACUGGAAGCUGAACGUCUCAACUAUGCAGUAUGUGAACCCUCCCGACAGCUUCACACAGGAUGAGCUGGACGUCGUGAUGACGGACGAGGGUGAUCUUCAGCUCGUGGAGGUGAUCGUCUGGGACCCCUGGUUGGCAGACCCCCAGGAUCCACAGGAACUGCAGGAGGGAGAGGUGACUGUGACCUACCUCACCCAUGCAUGCAUGGAGCUCCAGCUAGGGGGGAAGAAGAUGAUAUUCGACCCCUGGCUGACGGGUCCAGCCUUCGCCAGGGGCUGGUGGCUGCUCCACGAGCCCCCUGCUGACUCCAUGGAGAGGCUGUGCAGGGCGGACCUCAUCUACAUCAGCCACAUGCACUCCGACCACCUCAGCUACCCAACCUUAAAAUCCCUUUCUGCAACGAGGCCCGAUGUUCCCAUUUAUGUUGGCGACACAUCAAGGCCAGUGUUCUGGAUGCUGGAGAAAAGACAGUUGCAGCUGACAAAUAUCAACGUGGUUCCCUUUGGCGUUUGGCAAAACAUUGAUGAGCACCUCAGAUUCAUGAUUCUGAAGGAUGAAGUGCACCCCGAAAUGGAUACCUGUAUCAUUGUUGAAUAUAAAGGUCAUAUGAUCCUCAAUACGGUGGACUGCACCAGGCCAAACUACGGCCGGCUACCCCACAAUGUGGACCUGAUGAUGAGUGACUUUGCUGGGGGGGCGUCUGGCUUCCCCAUGACCUUCAGUGGAGGAAAAUACACAGAGAGCUGGAAAGCCGAUUUCAUCAAGAAUGAAAGGAAGAAGCUCAUGAACUACAAGGCCCAGCUGAUAAAGUCCUUGCAGCCCAAGAUCUACUGCCCGUUUGCGGGUUACUUUGUCGAAGCACAUCCCUCGGACAGGUACAUUAAGGACACGAACACGAAAAACAACGCAGAGGAGCUCAAUGCCCUGAUCAAGAAGAGCGCUCCAGGCAUAGCAACAUGGACACCCAAGCCAGGUGCUGUGCUCGAUCUGGCCCUGGCUCUGAUGAGCCCCAGCCGGGAAGCCAUCACCGACCCUCCGACCGGGACAAAACUCUAUAAGGACAGUUGGGACUUUGAUUUGUACGUGGAUGAACUGAACAGGGCCAUCACCGCUGAGAUAUUUAGACAUAAAAGCUGGAUCCAAUUUUAUUACACCUGGGCAGGGUUUAAAAACUACAAUCUGGUUGUUCGGGUCAUUGAGACAGAUGAGGACUUCAAUCCGAUAGUCAAUGGCUACAACUAUCUGGUGGACUUCAUGGAUCUCUCCUUCCCUACUCAGAGGCCUGCCAGAGAGCACCCUUAUGAGGAGGUGAGCAUGGCUACAUUACCUGCUCACCUAUAUACUAUUAAGUACACUGCACUCCACUUAUGA
Molecule: messenger RNA, 1599 nt
Organism: Coregonus clupeaformis (lake whitefish)
Lineage: Eukaryota; Metazoa; Chordata; Actinopteri; Salmoniformes; Salmonidae
Product: cytidine monophosphate-N-acetylneuraminic acid hydroxylase-like
Exons: 12
Coding region: 1-1599 (532 amino acids)
Molecular function (GO): 2 iron, 2 sulfur cluster binding
Source: RefSeq, a predicted model, not a curated record